Molecule: messenger RNA, 674 nt
Organism: Schistosoma haematobium
Lineage: Eukaryota; Metazoa; Platyhelminthes; Trematoda; Strigeidida; Schistosomatidae
Exons: 3
Coding region: 257-598 (113 amino acids)
Source: RefSeq, a predicted model, not a curated record
AUACAACACUAGUAUAGAACUCGUUGGCAGAGGAUACUGAUGAUGCCACAGACAUUUGGAGUUUGACAACGCUUUAACCAGUAACACCUUCUACUAUGAAUCGUACUCACCAAGUGAAAUCAAAAGACAGAAGCGAGGACGUUCGAAGUUAUAUUUGAUAAGUUAUCAAUAUAUCGUGGAUCGACUGAUCUAAUCUGGCUAGCGAUUUCAGGGGAUAUUGAGCACGGCGUUCCCAUUCGUGAUCUGGUGCAGAUGGAUGACCGAGCAUCUUCAGCUAGGUGAUUACAAUGAAACUAAUAUUGUCAGCAUCCAAUGUCGAAGACUAACAGAGAUUGUAUGGGGUAGCGCCGAAUUUAUAGGUUGCUCAACUGGAUAUUGUAGUGGUCUAACUGAAGUUAAAUCAGGCAAAAUAAUUGUGUGUUAUUAUUCACCCAUGAGUGAUGUGCAAGCGUCACGGCCAUAUGAAGAGAAUAAAAUUGAUCCUUGUCCUCAUCCUCCUCCAAUAACAACAACAACAAGAAAGCCAAUUACAGUAACUAGAAAAUUACAAAAGGGUCCAUAUGGUCGUUAUCGCUGCAACUGUAAAUGUCAACCUUAAUACUGUAUCUUACAAAAACACUGAGACCCGCUUUGUAUUUUCUAUAUGCGUAAACUCCUGUAAACGACAACUGUUG